Trichogramma pretiosum is the source of this 842-nucleotide messenger RNA. RefSeq lists its product as uncharacterized. The record is from RefSeq and is a predicted model, not a curated record. Lineage: Eukaryota; Metazoa; Arthropoda; Insecta; Hymenoptera; Trichogrammatidae. The transcript is spliced from 2 exons. The coding region runs from base 20 to 493 and encodes 157 amino acids.
AUCAAUUCAUAUUACCAAAAUGUAUUUAUGCGUAUUUUUGUUCGCAGCUGUCUGUACUUUACAGAUGUUUUUUGUGGAAAAAGCCUCGGCUGGUGUGUCAUUUAGAAGCGGCGAUUCUUCGAAAAGAGGCCCCCGUCACAUCAUCGAUAUACCUAGAGAGCAGAAUCAGGAACCACAGGAAGGAUUAGACUUGCCUGGAAAUUUAGGCGAAGAGGAAGUGCAUCCUAAUCAUCACCUACAUAUAGGAAAUGAACAACCGCAAAACGGUGAAGGCUUACAUUUGCCCGAGAAUUUCGCUGUAGAUGACAUACAUGGAAAUGUGAGAGUAGAUCCACCUCGAAUCGAUGUGAGAGUACCUAAUCAAGAAGCAAGAGGUAAUAAUCAAAGACCUGGAGGUGACGAGGGUUAUGACCUGCCUGGAAAUUUUGCCGUAGGAGACAUACAUAGAGUAGUUAAUGAAGCGGUAUCAGAAUUACCUGGAAAUUCUAAUUAAUAUUUAAUAAAUAUGCAUACAUUACACAAAUAAAUUGAUAUAUAUUUGUAAUGUACUUUUUGGUUGGCUAUGUUCAGUUUUUUAAUUUUUAAUUUUGCUUUUAUGUAAAAAUAUAAUAUAUGCUUCAAAGUUAUAUUACGAUUGCUUGGGUUAUCCAUGACUAAAUUAAAAAAAAAGUUAGACGUUUCAGUUAUUUUUUAUUCUCGUCCACGUGUAAAGUUAACGUUUAUUUUUUCAAAACUCUUACUAUAAAAUAGUUUGAUCUUUUUUGUUUUAAUUCAUUCGUAAUUUUGAAUGAAUGUGCUUUGGUAUAAUAAUUUGCAGAAGAACUACAUUAAUUCUACAAGUA